Messenger RNA from Tricharina praecox, 4890 nucleotides. RefSeq lists its product as uncharacterized. Gene Ontology annotation, molecular function: phosphatidylinositol binding; D-type glycerophospholipase activity. Bases 1 to 4890 code for a protein of 1629 amino acids. Gene Ontology annotation, biological process: intracellular signal transduction; cell motility; phosphatidic acid biosynthetic process. The record is from RefSeq and is a predicted model, not a curated record. The transcript has 2 exons. Lineage: Eukaryota; Fungi; Ascomycota; Pezizomycetes; Pezizales; Pyronemataceae.
AUGGACUUUGGCGGCGGCGCAUCGACUCCGCGCUCAAGGCGGAGCGUCCUCUUCCAAUCGGGAACGAGACCGUCCGGGGAAGACUACUCGGCCGGCGAAGAUCUCGAGACUCCCACUGCGAACAAACGACCUAGCUUCUUCCAACGGCUUAAGAAUUUUGGUGGAUCUACUACUCACGGCAGGUCGCAAUCGGGUUGGACGGUCGAUAGUGUCGGUGAUGCCGACAGUCCUUUCACGCCCGACACCCCUCGCCCACCGUACGCUGCCAGUGAUGGUGGAUACCUGGACGACGGCGCGGACUCGGAGGGUCUGCCAAAUCGCCGAAGGUCGUUCAGUCCCGAUGCGAGAAGCGGCGCGAUGAGCGCUCCAACCACGCCGAGACUUGGCGGGGGCAGGAUGCGACGGCGUGCAACGCUUACCGGCGACGAUGGGAACGAUACCGAUCGGUCGAGGAGGUACAACUUUUCUCGUCGGUCAUCGUUUAGGAACAGGGUCACGAAGCGCCGGUCUACGGACGGAGAGAGGCCAUCGUACAUGCCCACUUACAGGGACUCUGCAGCGAAGUGGAAGGCUCUCAAGGCUGGGAUUCGCAUGAUUGGAAGGAAACAGAAGGAGGAAUCCAAGAUCGACAAGCAGAAAUCGGCCGAGCUGGUGGCGGAGCUUUCGGCUGCUACUCCUGCCGCUGUAAUUCUCGCGAGUAUGUUUCAGCGGGACGAACACGGGCACCGAAGGAUUCCCAUAUUGCUCGAGCAGCUCAAGGUGCAGAUCACGGACUCAACUCAUUCCCAGAAGGGUGCUGGGCGAGCGCAAACUACAUUCCGAUUGGAGCUGGAAUAUGGCAGCGGCUUGACGAGGAUGAAGUGGGUCAUCCAUAGAGAGUUUCGCGACUUCUUCAACUUGCACUCCCGGUACCGGUUGGCAGAUGUUAGUAGCACAACAUUCACCGGUGGAGGAGAGGGCCACAAACUACCGAAAUUCCCGAGGAGCACUAUCCCCUACCUCAGGGGUGUCAGAGGCUUGGGAAGCGACGAUGAAUCCGGGGAGGAGGGCAUUAGUGGCAUUGGUGGCAUAUCGAGAACACAAACGGAUGCGACUAUCCAGGGACCCGCUGAUCAGGGGACCGGGAAAAAGAAGCGGCCACCCGCGAGGAGGAUGUCCACUACGGUCGACGACAUCGAGCACGCGAUGUCCGCCGGUAUCGCUGCAGGUAUUGCUGCCGCCACCGCGGCUGCGGGUCCUGUCGUCCAGCAGGCCAUGCAGAAGCGGGAGGGUUUCAACAUGCAGCAGAGACGACAGCUGGAGGAUUAUAUUAGACGUCUCAUCCAGCAGAUGAUUUUCCGGCCCGACUCGAACCGGCUCUGCAAGUUCUUGGAACUGUCGGCGCUCGGUGUUAGGCUUGCUGCGGAAGGAUCCUAUCAUGGAAAGGAGGGAUACCUGAUCAUUCGGUCGGCGAAAGGUAGUGACUUCAAACGGCCGUGGAAUCCUUCGCAGGUAGCCAGGCGCCAUGCACCAAAGUGGUUCUUGGUCCGGCAUUCCUACAUCGUUUGCGUCGAUUCGCCAGAAGAAAUGAAUAUCUAUGAUGUGUUUCUUGUAGAUUCUGCCUUUUCGGUGGACACUAAGCGGAUCCUUAAGAUGCUCAAAGACGAGCCUGUAUCUGCAACUAACCCUGCCAGACCGCAGCACCACCGUCUGACCGUGCAGAACCACGAGCGGAGAGUAAAGCUACUUGCUAAGAAUGAGCGGCAGCUCCAGCAGUUCCAGCAGAGCAUGGAUUUUAUGAAGGAGAACACUCUAUGGUCACGACCGCAAAGAUUCGAGAGUUUUGCACCUGUGCGGAAAGGUGUCUUUGCACAGUGGCUGGUGGAUGGCAGAGAUUACUUUUGGAAUGUUAGCAGAGCCAUCAGUAUGGCCAAAGACGUGAUUUAUAUUCACGAUUGGUGGCUUUCCCCCGAGCUGUAUUUGAGGCGACCGGCAGCGGUAUCUCAGAAAUGGCGACUGGACCGACUCUUGCAGAAGAAGGCUCAGGAGGGAGUCAAAAUCUUUGUGAUAGUCUACCGGAAUAUCGGCGCGGCCAUCCCUAUCGACUCGGUCUAUACCAAAUACUCGCUGCUGGAUCUGCACCCCAACAUCUACGUCCAGCGAUCACCCAACCAGAUCAGGCAGAACACCUUUUUCUGGGCCCAUCACGAGAAGAUUCUGGUUGUGGAUCACAUGAUCGCAUUCGUCGGUGGUAUCGAUCUAUGUUUUGGCCGUUGGGAUACACCGCAGCAUUCAGUGAUGGACAAUAGGCCCAGUGGAUUCGAAGAGGGAAGCGCCAACGCCGAUCCAGACAGCUUCCAGCUAUGGCCCGGAAAGGACUACUCGAACCCUCGUGUGCAGGAUUUCUUCAAUCUGGACAAACCCUACGAAGACAUGUAUGACCGCAACCUGGUCCCCAGAAUGCCGUGGCACGAUAUCCAUAUGCAGAUUGUCGGACAGCCGGCUAGGGACCUGACUCGGCACUUUGUGCAGCGGUGGAACUAUCUGCUGCGACAGAGAACACCGUCGAGACCGACGCCGCUCUUGCUGCCACCUCCGGAUUUUACGGAAGGGGAACUCGAGAGCCUGGGAAUCGAUGGAAGUUGUGAGAUUCAGAUUCUACGAUCAGCUUGCUCUUGGUCACUCGGCACUCCAAAUCUCACGGAGAAGAGUAUCCAGAACGCAUAUCUCAAGGCUAUCGAGAUGUCGGAGCAUCUGGUGUACAUCGAGAACCAGUUCUUCAUCACGUCCACGGAGAUUGAGGGUACCAGGAUUGAGAACCAGAUCGGUGAUGCCUUGGUCGAGAGGAUUAUCCGCGCAGCAAAGAAUGACGAGGAUUGGAGGGCCAUCAUCCUGCUUCCGCUGAUGCCUGGAUUCCAGAACGCCGUCGACGCACAGGAUGGUAGCAGUGUGCGACUCAUCAUGCACUGCCAGUUCCGCAGUAUUUCGCAAGGCGAGAAUUCGAUAUUUGGACGGCUCAGAGCGGUCAACAUCGAGCCAAGCGACUACAUUGAGUUUUUCAGUCUGCGCAACUGGGGCAAGUUGGGCAAACCGGGAAGCGAAAAGCUGGUCACUGAACAGUUGUACAUCCACGCCAAGUGCAUGGUCGUUGACGACAGGAUCGCGAUUAUCGGCUCGGCCAACAUCAAUGAGCGGUCUAUGCGCGGCGACAGAGACUCGGAAGUCGCGGCUAUCGUGAGAGAUACGGAUACGAUCAUGAGUACCAUGGGCGGCAAGCCUUUCCGCGUUGGACGUUUCCCACACACUCUUCGUGUCCGGUUGAUGCGCGAGCAUCUUGGUAUGGACGUCGACGAAAUCAUGCAGGAGGAGCGCGAAGCGGCAAUGGAAAACGGCGAGCACGAGGACGAUGAGUGGGACGACCAAGUGGAACGGUGGCAGAAUGAGUCGGUAGAGGACAUGGUCAACGAUCAGCGCCAGAGCAUGGCCGAUCAGAGGCACAGCAUGGUGUCUGAGAGGCGAUACAAGAUCGAUGAGGAGGCCAUCCAGCGCAUGGAGAACUUAAGGAGCUUCAACCACGAUGUCGACUGGGAACAGGAGAACAACCCGAACUUGAAGAAGACGAGGAAGAAGGAAUCGGUGGACCCGCGUGUGUCGAAUAAUACCCAGCAUCAGAACGAUGUGCGGGGUUUUGGGCCUGAUCAUAUGGUGCAGAGGGAAUGUGAACGCGCAAGCAUGAGCAUUGAUCGAUCUACUCUGGCCAGUCCGAAGCAGUCGGAGAGGAGGCGGAGAGGCACCCUUGGAAGCAGAGGUCAUGAUGGCGCAACGCUUGGGAGUCCUACUAGCCACAGCUACAGCCACCACCAACGAUCGCGUUCCUCCAGUCACGUAUCGCAAAUCACCGGAGAGCCGCCCCUCCCUCCGUUUCCAUUCGAGCGUACAACUUCUGCAGCGCUCGGUCUUCCGCAAUUGUCCAGUCUUCCCCCUCUGCCGAAUACUAAUGACAUCGACAUCGGAGGACCGUUUGCGACGCAGGAGCCGGAUAAAGGCAAUUCGUCGAUGCCCAUAGCGGCUCCCCCGGUGCUGCCAGCAGACUUCGCGUGCCCUGAAGUUAGGCCAGAUAUGUUUACGGAUCCCCUCAACGAGGCGUUCUAUCUGGAUGUGUGGAGCAAGGUUGCCAUGAACAACACCGAGAUCUACCGUCAAGUCUUCCGAUGCCAGCCCGACAACGACGUCAAGACGUGGGCGAGCUACAAGGAGGCGAUGGAUUACGGCGAGAGAUUCUCACAGAAGCAAGACCUGCGCAAUAGGGAGCGCAUGGCGGCCACAGCCAAGAACGGCACGCAGAACGAGAACGAGAAGCCUGGAAGCUCGGGGGACGCUACCAAAGAGGCUACCAACGUCCGACUGAACCUCCCCGACGGCGAUGCCGAAAAGACCGGCUUCGGCACGCCAUUGGACACGAUUAAUACCCGGACCAGAGGCAACAGCCACGCAUCCAACCACAGCCGGCUGAACACCGCGACCACGGCGAACUCGGGCCACACCAACCAGCCAACCGGCAGUCGCGGGAGCAACGGCAGCGGCGAGAAGCAGGGCGGCGGCAGCGGCGACCCAAAUCUCCUGCAGAGCACCGUCGGCAGCGUCAGCUACGCGGGCAACACCAACGCCAACGCCAACGUCACGGCCGCCAACCCGAACGGGCUGGGACAUGCCAACACCACGAAGCGCAGACGCAGGGGCACCACCAGGAGUAGUAAGACUACUAAUGCCAUGGAACCGGAGAUCGCCGAGAACUUGAUGGGCAUGAUCCAAGGCCACCUCGUCAUGUUCCCGUAUGACUUCCUCGUAAAGGAACAGGAGACCGGCAAUUGGUUGUAUAGCAUCGAUCAGUUGGCGCCGAUCGAGAUCUAG